UUUUUUUAACCACUCUAUAUUUGGCUUCUGGGGUGGUUCCGGUUUUCUUUUUCUUCUUGGUUGGGAUUCUAAAGCCAUUUUCUUUAAUUUUUCUCUGUUUUCUUUGGGAGAUUCCUCUGUUUUUUUUUACAUGUCUCAACAAAGGCAAUUCCAGAUGGUGGGUGGUAACAAUAACAAUCCAGGAGCAGGGCAGUACAAUGACACGACUUUUACGAAAAUCUUUGUUGGUGGAUUGGCUUGGGAAACACAAAGAGAUACCAUGAAGCGUUAUUUUGAGCAAUUUGGAGAGAUUGUUGAAGCUGCUGUUAUCACAGACAAGAAUACCGGGAGAUCCAAGGGUUAUGGCUUUGUUACCUUUAAGGAUCCAGAUGCAGCCAUUAGAGCAUGUCAAAACCCUUCUCCUACCAUCGAUGGAAGGAGGGCGAAUUGCAACCUUGCUUCAUUGGGUGCACAGAAGACUCGUCCACUAACUCCUCAACAUGGAGGUGGACGGUUUAUACCAGCACCUGGAUUGAUGGCAUCGCCUGUGUAUCGUGGUUCCUCAUCAACAUUAAUCCAACAACCAAAUGGUCAAUAUUCAAUUCCUUACUCUGCUUACGGGUAUACGGGAUAUUCACAGGACGGUAUUUAUCCUUUGAACUAUUAUAGUUUGUAUGGGGGUCAGCAGUUUUCACCUUACUACGCUACUGGAACAUCGAUGACACCGGGCAUGUUUCAUAAUUUGUAUCCAUUUUAUGCUCAACAUGGACAAAACAGCCAGGCUUAUGGUUUUGGUGUCCAAUAUCCUCAUAUGUUGCAAUAUCCUUAUUUGCCUCAUCAGUAUAGCUCAACCGGGAACCUAUCGCUUCCAUCUUCAUUGCCUAUGGCAGCAACCACCACAGCAACAACUACAGAGACGACAGCUGCAACAUCGACAACACCACCAAUGUCAUCAUCGGAGACAGAAAAAACAUCGUCAAUAAUAGAACCACUAACCCCAGCAACUAUAGCACCAACUGGGGUGGCCAAAACGGAGACAGGUCCUUCACAAGCUUCUGGGACACCUACUGAAAAGGAACCCUCAAGUUAAUCUGUAUUCUGGGAUAUGGUGACUUACAGUAAACGAUCAAUAUCUUUCGAAAGGGAAGCAAAGGUAGAGAUAGCAGAAAGAAACGAAUAACAAAGAAUGCAUCAAAGUUAUUGAUUCAAAAGAAGGCUGCGUCAUGCCUGAUCACCUAGCAUAACAGGAAAUGAAACUCAAAGUAUUUCAGUAGGGGAUUGUCGAUUCAUGGGAAGGGCGUUUUAGAUGUAAAGCUCGCUCCACUAACUUGUAGUCAUUCUCCAUUCGAGUCGCCGAUUCAUCGUAUAGAUGUCUGUUCUAGGACGUAGGGAGAGUCAAUUAGUUGCUGUUUAACAUUAGGAGAAAAAAUCAUAUUCAUUAAUGCAUGUAUUUAUGUGCACAAGGUGGAAACUAAAUAUUGGCUUUGGAUUCUACCUUAAGACACAAAUUAUUAGAUGAUUUUGUCUCGGAUGCAAAGAGCAUCCGAUGACAGUCUUGUUCAUAUUUGUAAAGUGGUUCAGAAGAUUGAUUUUGUAUCUUCGAACCCGAAUUCGAUUUUAUCGGUCAAGUAAAAGGGCGAGCUCGGAUAGCUCACCCAUGAACUUAUAUUA
Messenger RNA from Hibiscus syriacus, 1650 nucleotides. RefSeq names its product RNA-binding protein 38-like. The record is from RefSeq and is a predicted model, not a curated record. The transcript is spliced from 6 exons. Bases 131 to 1069 code for a protein of 312 amino acids. Gene Ontology annotation, molecular function: RNA binding. NCBI's taxonomy places the organism in Eukaryota, Viridiplantae, Streptophyta, Magnoliopsida, Malvales, Malvaceae.